GUUUGGUUAGAGAAUCUGAAAAUCAACGCGCGUCCUCUGCCUUCGUGUGUCGUGAAUUUAAAACUGUGAAAAUCCGCCGGAAAUGGUCACGCUAGGCCCCAAAAAGGAUGGCGGACCGAACGCCGAGUUCUUCAACGCGCCCGAAUCGCUGCAGGGCUUUGAAACGGUGCGCCAGUGGCUGCAGAAAAACUUCAAGAAGUAUCUGGCGCCGGAUCCGCCCACCAAGGAGUCGCUGGCCCAGUUGAUCGUGCAGUUUGUGCAGUACCAGGAGACCAAGCUGGGCAAAAGUUCGCAGGAUCCGCCGACGACCCGGCUGCCGAUGCGAUGCUUCAUGGACUUUAAGCCGGGCGGUGCGCUGUGCCAUAUUCUGGCCACCAUGUACCGGUACAAGGCGGAGCAGCGUUGGCGCAAGUUUGACUUUACCGUCAACAAGAACCCGAUGCGCAAGGACCCCAUCAUCCAGAUGCUGUUGGACAUGGAGACGGCGCUGAUCGAGGCCGAGUGCAUGCGGCUGCCGAUCGUGUACAUCCGGCCGGAGGUGGACAAGCAGACGGCGAACCGCAUCACGGACAUUGUGACGAAUCACCAGGGUGAGAUGACUCCGGACGAGGAGGAGGCGACGCACAUCAUCUACCCGGCGGUUGAUCCGUUGCCGGAGGAUUACGCCCGGCCUACGUUCCGUCGGGACAAGCACGUCAUGAUUCAUUGGUAUUACUUCCCGGAGUCGUUCGAUACGUGGGUUCCGAACACGUUCGAUCUGCCGGACAACGUUCCGGACUGUCCGCUGUCGCCGGGGGAUCGUUGGCGUGUUUCUGCGUCUUGGGUCACCGACCUAGAAGAGUACAACGAGUGGAUGGCCGAGGAGGAUUACGAGGUGGAUGAAGCCGGUCGCAAGAAGGUCCACAAGCAUCGGCUCAGCGUAGACGAUUUGAUGUCCGCCGGGGACGAAAAGGUAAAAAAACCCGGCAAGUUGGCUCACCAGAAGCGCAAACGUUCGCCGUCGCCGCAAGCCAAGGGCGGAAAGCGCAAGAGUGGCCGUUCGCCGGCCGUUUUCCAAAAGAAACCACGCGCCGACGACGAGGAAUCGGAAGAUUUAACGAAAGACAUGGACGACCCUCCAGCGGAAACCAACCUGACCGAGGUGAAGGCCAGCUCGAGCAACUCGGCGUCCGGCCCGGCUACUCCGCAGCCGCCCAAGCGUGACCCGGAGAUGAUGCCGUUGAAGUACGCCACCAUGACCGAUCUGGACGACGACAUCGAUCGAGCCAACGCGGAUCGUGCCGGAGAUGACAGCCAGGCUGGCAAGACCAGCGACAACAGCAACACGCAGGAAUUCCCCCACAAGGGCGACCUCGAGGACAACGUUACCGAACAAACCCAUCACAUUGUCGUCCCAUCAUAUUCGGCUUGGUUUGAUUACAACUCGAUCCACGUCGUCGAGAAGCGCGCCCUGCCCGAGUUCUUCAACGGCAAAAACAAAUCCAAAACCCCGGAGAUUUUCCUCGCCUAUCGCAACUUCAUGAUCGACACCUACCGGCUGAACCCAACCGAGUACUUGACGAGCACCGCUUGCCGGCGCAAUCUGGCCGGUGACGUGUGUGCGAUCAUGCGCGUCCACGCCUUCCUCGAGCAGUGGGGCCUCAUCAACUACCAGAUCGAUGCCGAUUCGCGCCCAACCCCGAUGGGACCUCCCCCAACCUCGCACUUCCACGUGCUGAGCGACACCCCGUCAGGCCUCCAACCGCUAAACCCACCCAAAACGGCCCAACCCUCGGCCGCCAAAACCCUCCUCGACCUGGACAAAAAGGGCGACAAAAAGGAGGACGCACCCGCAGGCUCCGUCGACGCAAUCAAAUCCGAACCCGGCGCACCCGGCGCUCUCCCCGGUUCCGACCCCAGCGGCCAGUUCGGCCUCCGCCUCGACCAGUACGCCAAGAAACCAUCCGCAAUGCGCAACAAAACCGCCGCCAGCAUGUCCCGCGACUGGACCGAACAGGAAACACUCCUCCUGCUCGAAGGCCUCGAAAUGUACAAGGACGACUGGAACAAGGUCUGCGAACACGUCGGAUCGCGCACCCAGGACGAGUGCAUCCUGCACUUCCUCCGUCUCCCGAUCGAGGAUCCCUACCUGGAGGACGACAACACCUACCUCGGCCCGCUCUCCUACCAACCUAUCCCGUUCAGCAAGGCCGGAAACCCCAUUAUGUCAACCGUGGCCUUCCUCGCCUCGGUCGUCGACCCGCGCAUCGCUGCAAGUGCGGCCAAGGCCGCCAUGGAAGAGUUCGCUGCCAUCAAGGACGAAGUGCCCGCCUCGAUGAUGGACGCGCACCUGAAAAAUGUGGAAAAGUCCAGCUUCGGUGGAAAGUUUGACCCGUACGCGGGGCUGACGACCAGCGGAAUCGCCGGCACCGGCACCGACAAGGACAAGGAGGAAGAGGAGGGAAAGACGGCGGGAGGAGCGACGACGCAGGCGGGAUCAUCGGGGGCCGCUCCGGUGACGCCCGGUGGCGAUGUGGAGAUGAAGGAUGUCACCAAGAAGGAGGACGAUAAACCGACCGAGAAGUCGUCGUCUUCCUCGGAAGAGGGUACUAAAACUUCUGAUUCUGAUGCCGCAGCAGGAAGUGACCCGUCCAAGCCGGCCGAAGCAGGUGCGGAUCCCGCCGCCGGAGACAAGACCAAGGACAAGGACGCAGAGUCGACAGCGGUGGUCGCGGUCGCCAAGGAGAACGGCGACCCGAAGGUGUUCAACGAGGGAAAUCUGCAGUCGGCUGCUGCUGCUGCCCUGGCCGCGGCCGCCGUCAAGGCGAAACAUCUGGCCGCCGUUGAGGAGCGCAAAAUCAAGAGUCUGGUCGCGCUGCUCGUUGAAACGCAGAUGAAAAAGUUGGAGAUCAAGUUGCGCCACUUUGAGGAGCUCGAAACGACGAUGGAACGGGAACGGGAAGGUCUGGAGUACCAGCGGCAGCAGCUGAUUCAGGAGCGGCAACAGUUCCACCUGGAACAGCUGAAGGCGGCCGAGUUCCGCGCACGCCAGCAAGCUCACCAGCGAUUCCAGAUGGAACAGGGCCAGUGGCAGCAGCCGCCGCCGAUGGGCGUUGGUCCGGGUGUGCCUCCUCCGCCAGGUGGAAUUCCAGCCGCACAACAGCAGCAACCCCAGGGACCACCGGGACAGGGUCCAAUGCCGACCCCCGGAACUAACCCUCAGCAGCAGCCACCAGUGCCGUCUACCGGUGGACACCCUGGACCGGUUCCACCGAACAUCUCGGCACCAGCGCAGCAGCAGCAGCAGCCGCAGCAACUGCAGCCACCCAGCAGCAACGGAGUUAUCUCUGCUCCUCCUACUUCGAUGCCUGUCGACGCUGGUACUACGCCAAAUAGCGUUAUGCCCCCGACGGCAGCCCCGGCCCAACCUGGAAUACCCCCGGCAGUACUACAGCAGCAACAGCCUCCCCAGUCCCAGCAGCUAGCAGCGGCACAACCAGCACCAGCAGCAGCACAGGCCGCUCCCGGAGGCGUUCCACCGUCCAGCGUCGCGGGACCACCCGGGCCUAUGCCGCCGCAGGCACCUUCUUCGUAAGUGGACCUCGCCGCCGGUCGUAAGAGUUGUUCGUAGUCUACGAAGCAAACAUUGUCAUUUUGGAACGCGCGUUUUCUUCUCUUGGAUCAAGGUGAAAAAUUUACUUAUUUAAACGAAAGUGUUGGGCAAUUUUAUCACUUGAAAAAGAUAACUUCUUAAAACAAAAGGCGCGCACAUCCCUCGGAUGGAUUCGAAGUAAGAUCGACACUGAAAGCUCUGGUGUAUUUAGUUCGUAACAACUUCCCAUAAGUGUGUAUGUGUUUAUUAUAAUUAAAAUUAAGAUAGUGCGACGAGCAUCCCCGAAUCCCGAUACCCAAACUACACGCGCGUUCGUGCACCCCCUCCAAUAUAUGCUAUUUUACUCUAAGUGUAAAACAAAAAG
Messenger RNA from Culex pipiens pallens (northern house mosquito), 3956 nucleotides. RefSeq names its product SWI/SNF complex subunit SMARCC2 (gene mor). Gene Ontology annotation, cellular component: SWI/SNF complex. Gene Ontology annotation, molecular function: DNA binding; histone binding. Gene Ontology annotation, biological process: positive regulation of DNA-templated transcription. The record is from RefSeq and is a predicted model, not a curated record. The transcript is spliced from 6 exons. Lineage: Eukaryota; Metazoa; Arthropoda; Insecta; Diptera; Culicidae. Bases 83 to 3574 code for a protein of 1163 amino acids.